Exophiala spinifera is the source of this 1044-nucleotide messenger RNA. RefSeq lists its product as uncharacterized. The transcript has a single exon. The record is from RefSeq and is a predicted model, not a curated record. Lineage: Eukaryota; Fungi; Ascomycota; Eurotiomycetes; Chaetothyriales; Herpotrichiellaceae. Bases 1 to 1044 code for a protein of 347 amino acids.
AUGGCGCCUCCAGGAAGGAAGCAGAAGGGCUCGAGUGGCACCAAACCCACGCAUAUCUCCCGCGAGCCUGUCAACGACAUCAUUGCACAAAAACGCCCCGAAGCCGCGGCUCUGCCGGUAGAACUACAGCAAAUGAUUCUGGACGUGUUUCGCCGGGCCUUUCCUCUCCACGACCAAGGAGAGGUCAAGACCGUGAUUCAAGAGGUCAAGGGACAUCUCUUCCAGCGGGACUUUGCGAGUGCGUUCGCCAAGCAAGAAUAUCUGGAUGCUUACGCACUGAGGUGGAGUGCCGCUCGCUCCCUUGGAUAUACCGACAUCUUCUUGCACCGCGACUUGCAGCCAGUGUGGGUGGGCGGAACUGACCCGUGUCUGGAUAUGAAUUCUUCCCCAAGCUCCAUGAGAGUCGCAUGCAUUGGAGGUGGCGGAGGGGCGGAAGUGGCUGCAUGUGCGGCCGCUGUUGCCCAGACACAUUCUCUCUCGAGUCUGGAAGUGCACGCCAUCGACAUCGCAGACUGGUCUGGCUGUCUCGACAAGCUAGCACACCACUUGUGCACUCCACCUCCCCUCUCGGCGUAUGCGAGUGAGAGCGCGAAGUCAGCCAAUGGGCCCUUGGUCGCAAGUGGUCAGUUUUCACAUUGCUUCUCUCAAUGCGACAUACUCGCCGUCGACGAAGGGAGGCUGCGUGAUUUACUCGCCCCCGUUCGACUAUGCACCGUCAUGUUCACACUGAACGAGUUGUUUUCGAGCUCGAUAUCACGGACGACUGCAUUCCUGUUGGCGAUUAGCGACAUGAUGCAGCCUGGCUCGUGGUUUCUCGUCGUCGACAGUCCCGGCUCUUACUCAGAGGUCAAACUGGGCCAAGGUCAGACCAAGAAAUACCCAAUGAAAUGGCUACUUGAUCACGCGUUACAGGAUGUCGCACAGGGUAAGUGGAAAAAACAAGUCUCUGAUGAUUCACGCUGGUUCAGAUUGAACUCGUCACUGAAGUACCCCGUGGAGUUGGAGAACAUGAGAUAUCAGAUUCAUCUCUACCAGAGAAUAUGA